Messenger RNA from Drosophila busckii, 583 nucleotides. RefSeq names its product general odorant-binding protein 28a (gene Obp28a). Gene Ontology annotation, molecular function: odorant binding. Gene Ontology annotation, biological process: sensory perception of smell. The transcript has a single exon. Bases 62 to 493 code for a protein of 143 amino acids. NCBI's taxonomy places the organism in Eukaryota, Metazoa, Arthropoda, Insecta, Diptera, Drosophilidae. The record is from RefSeq and is a predicted model, not a curated record.
GUCGCCAUUUGUGGCCAAUAGAUCAACAGUUUACUUUGUGUAUUAACAACAAUCAGAAGUCAUGCAGCGUUUUGUCUACUCUCUGGCUCUUGUGGCGCUCCUGGGUGCCGCUUUGGUGCGCGCCUUUGACGAAAAGGAUGCGCUGGCCAAGUUUAUGGAAUAUGCCGAGCCCUGCAAGACCGAAGUGGGCGCCAACGCUAAUGAUGUUGAAGAGGCUGUUAAGCAUGUGCCCGCUUCCACCAAAGAAGGGAGAUGCCUGCGCGCCUGCAUUAUGAAGAAAUUCGGGCUAAUGAAUAGCAAUGGCAAGCUGGACACGGAUGCAGGACACGAGAAGGCCAAGCAAUACACUGGCAAUGAUCCUGCCAAGCUUGCCAUAGCGCUGGAAAUUGGCGAUAUCUGUGCUGCCAUUCCCGUGCCGGACGAUCACUGCGAGGCAGCCGAAGCGUAUGGCAAAUGCUUCAUGACUGAGGCAAAGAACCAUGGACUCGUCUAAGCAGCUACUCCCACACUUAUUUAGCGACAGAAAUAGAGAGCAGGAGCGUCUCUCUAUGCUUUACUUUGCUCUGUAUAUUACUAAACUAUC